AUGCCCUCGGACCUACGCCUCCGCCCCAGUCCGCAAGCCGGACCUUCGACCUCCCCCAACCGAGGCUCCACACGUCCGCUCCGCUCCCCCUCCACGCGUCCUCAACCGCGUCCUCGCCGCUCGAACGUCCUCGGCGUCUCCCCUCUCGUCUUAUCCUUCUUCCUCUUGCUCUCCCUCUCUUGGUCCUUCAUCUCGAUUCAUUAUCACUUGGCGCCUUAUUCUUGGUUAUCGGAUUGGAAACAUAGGCACGAUAAGAUCGUACAACAUCGACCGGCGUUCAAGCAUGUCGAGAGGUGCGUUUCCAUGCGUUUCCCCAUCGGAUUUCGAGGAGUGAGGAGAGGGUGUUUUGUAAGAAAAAACAUGCUGAUGUGGUGGUCUCGAUGGUAAUGAAACAGGUACUCGCCUGAGCAUCGCUUCCGACCUGCCGCGAGUCCGGUCAUCAAGAUCAAGGAUCGGAAAGGGAACGUCAAGAAGGUCAAGGGAUUGUAUCAUUGA
This is a messenger RNA of Microbotryum saponariae, 495 nucleotides long. The record is from the annotation of a GenBank genome assembly. NCBI's taxonomy places the organism in Eukaryota, Fungi, Basidiomycota, Microbotryomycetes, Microbotryales, Microbotryaceae.